AUGCGUAAUAAACGAGUAUCAAUGCAUUUGUUAUAUGGUAAUCAUAAAAUAGAGGAUAUAAUUAAUGGUGUAGAACUAGAAGAGUAUCGAUUAAGUAGUAGAGGUAUGCUAACUAUAACAUAUGCACUAAAUGAACCAACUCAAGUUUGGACAGGGAAAAAUGGUGAUAUUGAUCAAAAAAUGAUUUCAGAUUGGUUAAACUCCCCUAGUACUAAAAAACGUUUACCAUAUGUUGGUUCAAUAAUGACAAAUAUGAUGCAAUUUAAAAAUAAUAACAACACAACAAAUACAACAUAUUUACCGGUUAGUACAAGUCCACUACAGCUUAAUAAUACAAAUACAACAAAUUCGUCAAUUAGUAAAAGUCCACCACAACUUCAUAAUCCUUUAUUGUAUGAUGAUAAUAACAAUAAUUCACCACCAAUAAUACCACUGCAUACAAAACCUCGUAAACCAUCACUGCCACCAAUUAUGGUGAAUAAUAAUGAUCAGAAUACUUCUUACAGAUCAUCAAUUAAUCCUGAAAGUGCUUUAAGUCCUAAUUAUCAACAUUAUAGAACACCAUUAUUAUCAUCACCGCCACCACAACGUUAUACUGAGGAGGAUAUUAUACUAAUAGUAUAG
Molecule: messenger RNA, 624 nt
Organism: Entrophospora sp. SA101
Lineage: Eukaryota; Fungi; Glomeromycota; Glomeromycetes; Entrophosporales; Entrophosporaceae
Source: the annotation of a GenBank genome assembly